CCUAUAUAGUUUAUAUAAUUUUUACUAGCAAUAAAUGUCAGGAAUUGUGAAAAACGGAGUUUAAAAUGUUUUUGGUUAAGGUUUAUGUCAACUGUACAUUUGAGCAGCGUACAGGACAAACAAACUGGUUCAACGUUGGUUUAGUGGAAAACAUAUUAAAACGGACUACAGGUACAAUGUAUUGGAAGACUUCUAACAGAUUUUGUUCUUAAAAUACCAGAAAAGUAUGAUUGCUAAUAUUACCGAAAUCAUAAUAUGUACGUCUUCAUGACAGAAGUCAAAGUAUAUUAUAUCCCAGAACCCUUCUGUGAUCUCUUUCUCUCUCUCAGACACACACAGGUGAUAGGUGGUUGUAAAUGUUGACAUUGACAGUGAUAAGUACUAUUGUUCAUAUUUGGUUCAAGGUCUUAAAAGUCCGACUUAUUUUCUGUUUGUAACACUUCAUGACACAUCACUGACAGAAGGAAAAUGGUUACCAUGAGAGUGAUGCCAACAACACAGGAAACCACAGAGAAAGCAGCUGUGCUACUGACAUGCUGAGACCCAUAGAGUCAGACAGCAGCCCUCCCACCGAUGCUCCACCCACUGCCAAUCAACCAUCAGAGACGGAAGAGAAAGUGAUAAAUCUCACUGGCUCUUUUUCCUGGUUCGUUUGAAGUCAACUAAAUAAGCAGAACAGACCCAGCUACUAUCGCAAUUGGUGUUUAUGGGAGAACUAUCCCUUAAGCAGAGCCUGGAACGGUGACCAACGUAAAUGGACAACGGUAAACAGCGUCUUAAUUUACCUGAAACGAUGGGGGUCUGCCACAACUUCUGGACCCAGCGCCCCCCACCUGACGCCCAUGAUGCCCAGCCCCUCAUCGCUAAACAAUGCAGUACUGAUGAUAGCCAGAAGGGGGCAGACAAGACACAGCUCAAAAAGAGACGCUGGUGUCGCAACAGCUGCCUUUGCCUGUUUCUGUUCCUGGUCGUGAUGAUGACUGUGGUCAUCCUGGAAGUUGACCUCAAAGAACGGAUCUCACCUUCAACAACCAAUCCAGCAGCAAACAUGUCAGUUGCGAUUCUGGCUGCCCCUCCCCCGUACGUGUCCCGAGGACCGUACCAUGUACAAUACCCACAUGAGUACUCCUUCAUCCUGGAUGAGCCAGAGAAAUGCCGGGAGAAGAACCCCUUCCUGGUUCUGAUGGUGCCAGUGGCGCCCUAUAACAGGGAGGCCCGUGAGGCCGUCCGCAGGACUUGGGGCAGUGAGAGGCAGGUACUGGGCAAAGAGGUCCGUCUGUUCUUCCUGCUGGGACUGCCCAGUGGAGAGGAGACAGAGCAGCUCCAGGAGAAGGUGCUGCAGGAGAGCAAAGAGCACCAGGAUCUGCUGCAGAGCGACUUCAUAGACAGCUACAAAAACCUGACCAUCAAGACCAUGGUGAUGAUGGAGUGGCUGAGCUCUCGCUGCCCCAACGCCUCCUACGCCAUGAAGAUCGACUCAGACAUGUUCCUCAACGUGAACACCUUGGUCAACAUGCUGCUUCACGCUCCAACGCAGAACUACCAGACUGGACUAGUGGCCCAAUGGGCCGCUGUUCUAAGAGACCGUAACUCCAAAUGGUACCUUCCAAAGGAGGUGUUUCCUGAACCGGUAUAUCCACCUUAUGCUCUGGGCCUGGGCUAUGUCUUCACCUUAGACCUCCCCAGGAAGCUGGUGGAGGCGUCCAGGCAUGUUAAAGCCGUCUACAUAGAGGAUGUGUAUCUGGGACUGUGUAUGAGACACCUGGGCAUCCGGCCUACUGACCCCCCCAGUGGAAACCUCUUCCAGGUUUUCCCUGUGGCUUAUGACCGCUGCACCUACUCACGGCUGAUAGCCACCACCACACACAGUAUCACUCACCAGGUCAACGCAUGGACAGACCUACACAAACCUGGUCCUCCCUGCUGAUCUCAUACAGUAACAGACUGACUGCUGUACCAAUCACUUCCUCGUUGUUUGUUCAUACACUAACUAACUAACAAACAAAAAACAAAGAUGGCGACACCUCCAGGGGAUGGGAAAAGGAUAUACAACAUUUCUGGAUAGAUCUGAAAAUAUCUGUGUAGCAACUCUCCCCAUCCAACCUGACAGAGCUGGAGAGGCUCUGCAGAGAAGAAUGGGAGAAACUCCCCAAAUACAGGUGUGCCAAGCUUCUAGCGUCAUACCCAAGAAGACUCAAGGCUGUAAUCACUGCCAACGGUGAUUCAACAAAGUACUGAGUAAAGGGUCUGAAUAGUUAUGUAAUAUCUCAGUUUUUAGUUUUUAUUUAAAAAAUAAAUCCUGUUUUUGCUUUGUCAUUAUGGGGUAUUGUGUGUAGAUUGAUGAGGGGAAAGAACUAUUUAAUCAAUUUUAGAAUAAGGCUUUAACCAAAAUGUGGAAAAAGUCAAGGUGUCUGAACACUUUCCAAAGGCACUGUAUACCUUGGUGAAGAACAUUAACACCCUGAAUGACCAGUUUCUUCACGUUACGUCCUUUGGGAGAAUGUUGUUUUUCUCUGAACCGAGGCAGACACCUUGCUACACCAGUUCUUUGAUUCCUAAGGCUUUUUUUAACAAAGACUGAGAGCAGCAGUUAUCUGUCUAACGUGGACAUGGUGAUGGACUGGACAGGACUAAGAAAUGGAUGCAAUGGGUUGGGUCUGUCUGUGGUGAAUGUGUGCACUACACUGAAGCAGCAGAAACCCAGAACAAGUUAAACAGGUUUAUCUUAAUAGAGACUAGUUGGCUGUGUUUAGACAGGCAGCCCAAUUCUGAUCUUUUUCCCACUAAUUGUUCAUUUGACAAAUCACAUCUCUUUCAGAGCUGAUGUGAUGGUGGAAAGUCUAAACACAGCCACUGCACUUAAUAAUCAGCUUUGCCCCUUUUCCCAGAGCAAACUGUAACAGGUUCAUUUGACCCAGCUUCUCACAACAAGAAAAAGAAUACUGGAGCAACAGGAAAUAUAUAUAAAUAUAUUAGUUUUCGUGAGGGAAAAUCAAGUUUGAAAUGUUAAACCUGAAAUGACAAACUUCAGAAGCCUGUUUAAACCACUAAAAUUGGCAUUUCCUGCUCUGCAGGAAAAUGAUCUGUGACAACAGAGUGACCAAAUAUAUAUAUCAGAUCUGUAUCAGUUAGUGAUGGAAAUAAGUGAAGGGGAUCUGUGAAGGCUUUGGCUGUAGAGUCAAUAGACCAGGAUGAAGGGUGUCAUUUGCACUGUCACCAAAGUCACAAGUCUAAUGAGGCAAUUCAGUAAAGAAACCUAUUGUUAUUUACAACGACGGCCUACACCGAACAGACCCAGAUGACACUGGGCCAAUUGUGCGCCGCCCUAUCGGACUCCUAAUCACGUCCGGAUGUGAUACUGCCUGGAAUCAAGACAUGGUUUCUGUAGUGACGCCUCAAGCACUGAGAUGCAGUGCCUUAAACCGCUGCGCCACUCAGGGGCCCCAAGUGAAGUAGCUUUGUAUGAGUUGUAGUUUUUUUAAUAUGUGGUGGAAGGAGGAAGUUUGAGUCGAGCGAUCAGGAAGAGAUGAUGCUUGCAUUCAUUUUGCAUUUCGCAGGGUCAGAGGGAAUUUGGUUUGCCUGAGAGUUUGUGCCAACUGCAUUGAAGACAGCUGAGACGGCACACUAAGGCAUUCCUAUCACUUCCUCCUUCGUUCCUGCCAGAGAUGUAAUCUGCUGAAUUUGUAAUACGUUUCCACUUUGAUUAAAAGGUUUUGCUCAUUUUUA
Molecule: messenger RNA, 3726 nt
Organism: Oncorhynchus kisutch (coho salmon)
Lineage: Eukaryota; Metazoa; Chordata; Actinopteri; Salmoniformes; Salmonidae
Product: beta-1,3-galactosyltransferase 1
Exons: 3
Coding region: 755-1927 (390 amino acids)
Biological process (GO): protein O-linked glycosylation
Cellular component (GO): Golgi membrane
Molecular function (GO): N-acetyl-beta-D-glucosaminide beta-(1,3)-galactosyltransferase activity
Source: RefSeq, a predicted model, not a curated record